UCGCGAGAGGACUGUGUCUCGCAUGCAAUGCAGUAGUAACUCCGGUGGCCAGGGCCUGGUGGAAUGUGAAACUACAAGUUGUAUAGCCUUCACUCAUUUUUGACAACACCCGCUGCACCAUUUUAGAGACAGCACAUUUCCUCUGGGAGCUCUGCCAUGUUUUGACACAUUAAAGACAGUCUUUAAAAUGCCUCCUUAGGGGAUGAGAGGACAUCGGCCAUUUGAGUGUCUGCGGUUGCGGGAUCGUUGACUCGGCGGCUUGGCGGCUGUGGUGGGUCAGGAUGGCACAGGGGGGCUAUCAGCUGGAUUAUCAUAUCCUGCAGGACCUCAAGCAGCGCUUCCCCGAGAUCCCGGAAGGAGUGGUGUCACAAUGCCUUUUGCAGAACAACAAUAAUCUGGAUCUCUGCUGCCACCUGCUGGCCAAGGAGAGUAAUCGAUACCUCUAUGGAGACUUCCAUCACAGUCCAGAGGAGGCACGCCGGGGUCAAAAUCACAUGCUGCACAUAAGCCUGGGUCACCCAGGUUCAGAAGUAAAGAAGCCAAAUGGAGGACCUGGGCGCUCCCUCGUACACAGCACAAGUGACAGUCACAUUGAACCACAGAGACCAAGUUACCCUGAGCCACUGUCUGCCCCUGCCACCAUGGCCCCCUCUCCGGUUUACAAUCCUUUUUUCAUUAACGACCCGAGCCGUUCAGCCAGCACUCCUACCCCUCCGCCAACUAUUCAGGGUAUGUCCCCCACGUUCUCCUCUGCCUCACGGUAUACUAUGAACCCUAUCACGGUUACGAUUCCGCAAAGUAUACCCAAUGCCCCGCAGGCUUUGCAAAUAACCCCGGGGCACUAUGGUAACAGCAGCAACACCACCCAUUAUAUUCGGCCCUCACCAUCCCAGAGCCCACAGCCACCACCUUGGUCCUCAUCGAACACCUCUGUUUAUCAGCAUCAACAGUCUCCGUAUAGCACCCCCACGUAUGGCUCGCCUUACAGCUCUCCCCAGCAUCAACCCCAAACCCAGCAGACAUCCCAGCACCAGCAAUAUGUCUUCCUCCCAAUUACCUCGCCAACCCUUCCCAGCAUGCCCUACCACCACCCACAACAACCACAACAGCAGCCCCCUCUUUACAGGCCCUAUCAUGCUAAAAGCUCCCUUAAGAACCAGAUGGAGAUUACUCUGGAAGGCCCACGGCCUCGCAGCAACUCCCCUGUCCACACUGCCCACCCCCAGGGAGCACUUUAUAUCGCCACCAGCCCCUCACCCGGCUCCCCUUCGAGGGGCGUCACGUUGAGCGGAACUACCGGAGCGUCACCCUAUCAUGCCGGAAUAUACCUGCAGCCUCGGCCUACGGCCUCACCUCAGCCAGGCCAGUCAGCCUACACCUUUAGAUGCAAAGUAUCCCCCGGAGGGCAGGCCCAGAGAGCACCCAGCUCUCCUCCCGUGGCAGAGGCGGAAUCACUGCUCAACAUUGUCGACCAGGGGGCCACCAACGCUGCCCCUCCACCCAUCCUCCCCAUCUCGCUUUUACCAGGGAAUGUAACUCGACAGUUGCAACAGAUGCCUCGACGGUCAAGCUCAGGCUCAGAUGACUAUGCCUACACACAAGCUCUACUGCUCCACCAGCGAGCCAGGAUGGAGCGUCUUCGGAAGGAGUUGCUGGUAGAGAGGCAGAAACUGGAGCAGCUCAAGUCGGAUGUCAACAACAUGGAAUACGACGCCCUGCAAAGACGCUUCCGUAGAGUCAGCUCGACCAGCUUUAUUCCCAGACCUGAGGAGAUGACGCGAUUACGGAGUCUUAACAGACAGCUUCAGAUUGAUAUCGACUGCACCCUGAAGGAGACGGAUUUGCUGCAGUCCAGAGGGAAGUUCGACCCACAGGCGAUGAACAACUUCUAUGACAACAUUCAGCCUGGCCCAGUGGUGCCGCCCAAGCCGGGAAAGAAAGAAGGGGAACACUGCCCCAAGGUGGUGGCGGUGCCGCCGAGGGACGAGGACUUCGAAGGUGCUCAGUGGAGCUGCGACAGCUGCACCUUCCUCAACCACCCUGCUCUCAACCGCUGUGAACAAUGCGAAAUGCCGCGUUACACCUGAGUUUGACGCCUCCACGCUGUCAUGCUGCGGUCUCGCCCAUUCCCAUAAACACUUGAUUCACCUAAGGCCAAUCCUUCUGGAAUCUGCAGGGUUGGAUUUUUUUUUUUGCUCCUGUCCAAAGGACCUCACCUCAUUUACAUAAUAUUAUAGACCCUUUUACCUGCUGAGGAAGAGCCACCAUGCCUCCCCACUCACACGUCCUGCUUUUAUCUGCUACUCAUGUGCACUUUGAUUUUAAAAACUCUUUCAGGGAGGUUGGAAACUCUGAUGGCUAAUGAAAUAAAAGGACACACAAACACAGACUGUGGCCCUGCCUGCCACGGAGCAUCUGAAAGGUCAAAGCAAAGCAGCAGAGAUGACCUCUUAAUUGUGGUUUACCUGCAAACAUUCCACGCAGAAAGAGUGACUGCCAUGUUUACGAAACCGCAUCCAUUCCUGAACUCAAACGGCUCCUAAAUCCAGGAAGUGCCGAUUUAUCUCUUGCUGACAAUGGAAUAAUGAAAGCAAUGUUCUGAAAGGUCUGACUAAUGCAAAUGUAGAUUUUACACUGUAUGUGGCUCUUAGAGCUGAAAAGGAACACUAAAAAGACAUGCAUAUGAGUAUAUUGCUGGUACUUUUAUGCAUAAUAUGUCACCCUGUAUUACAUUAUGAAAAAGAUGAUUUCCUGUGUGAAGGCCUCAACUUGCUGUACUUAAUAAAGGAGAAGAUGCUACGAGACUUGACUAUAAUCAGCUGCUAUGUCUGCAAACAAUGGUUUUAAUGAGUGGUUGUUCCUCCCACACAAAGAGAUAUUGGCCUUCUAGUGCAUGCUUAUUGUCUUUCAGUCAGUCAGUGAUGACACCAUCGGGAGGACUUGGGAACAGAACAGGAGAUGCUUUAAAAGUGUAUUUAUGUUACACUUGCUUAAAAUUCGAAUUUGGCUUUGACCAAUGUAAAUCCUUACCUGUUUACAUCUGUGAGCCAGUGGCUAAAGUCAUAAACAAUGUGGAGGAAACUUAUCAACUGAGUGAUCUGCUUGGCAACAAAAAGAACCUUAAAAUAAUGACGGCAUGUAAAGUAUUUAACUGUAGGUUGCUUUAUGUGGGGAUCGACUAAGAAAUGCUCGUGUACAAACAGGAAUUGACAGGACAUUUCCUGUGUCUGGUCUACGGAGGGAACAUAAUCUCCCAUGGUUUAACAUGCAGAAGGAAAGCAGAAAAUAAAGAAAUGAAAGUAUUCUG
Messenger RNA from Corythoichthys intestinalis (scribbled pipefish), 3307 nucleotides. RefSeq names its product TGF-beta activated kinase 1 (MAP3K7) binding protein 3 (gene tab3). Gene Ontology annotation, cellular component: extracellular exosome. The record is from RefSeq and is a predicted model, not a curated record. Gene Ontology annotation, biological process: positive regulation of canonical NF-kappaB signal transduction. Gene Ontology annotation, molecular function: ubiquitin binding. NCBI's taxonomy places the organism in Eukaryota, Metazoa, Chordata, Actinopteri, Syngnathiformes, Syngnathidae. The transcript is spliced from 7 exons. Bases 282 to 2087 code for a protein of 601 amino acids.